Molecule: messenger RNA, 1339 nt
Organism: Psylliodes chrysocephalus
Lineage: Eukaryota; Metazoa; Arthropoda; Insecta; Coleoptera; Chrysomelidae
Source: the annotation of a GenBank genome assembly
UGUGAUUUAUGUCAUGUCAAAUGUCACUAUUGUCAGUUGUUGAUAUCUAACCUCCAAACUGUAAAUCUAUUAUUCAAUUUAUUAUAAAUAAACUGUAAAGAACGUUUAUUUAGAAUAUUUUAUAAAUUAAUAGCCGCCCUCAUUUUCGUUUAAAGUAUAUUAAUAAAAAAGUUUUUAUGAAAUCUAAAAUGGAUGAAGCACCAAAAAGAGGUCGGGGCAGAGGAAGGGGCGGUAGAGGCAGAGGCCGAGGACGUGGUAGAGGACGCGGAAGAGGUAAAAAGGCUAUUAAAGUUAUCGAAAGCGAUGAUGAAAUAGAAGCUCCUCAAGUUGAAGUUGUAGUAGAGGAUCCUGUUCUCCAUGAAGAUGCUAUUGAAAAUGUACCACCUCCAAUUGAUCUUGAGGCUGAUAUUUCGCAAUUGGAAGCUCCAACUUUUACAACUAUCAAUAGAGGCCCACCAGAACCAAUGUUGCGACUUGAUUGGUCCCAUAAAGUGAGUUUGAUCGGGGAAAAAGUGUUAAAUCCGAUGAUUCAUUGCUGUGAUAAAUGUUUGAAACCCAUAUUGAUUUAUGGACGAAUGAUUCCUUGCAAACAUGUAUUUUGCUUAGCGUGUGGUAAAAAAGAACAAAAACAAUGUCCUCGCUGUUUAGAGAAAGUAACAAGAGUUGAACAAACUGGAUUAGGAACAGUAUUCAUGUGCACCCAUGGUGGAACAAGAUAUGGACAGAAUGGCUGUCGCAGAACGUAUCUUUCUCAGCGUGACUUACAAGCCCAUAUCAACCACAGACAUGUAGCAAAUAUGCCCAUAAAUCAGCAACCAAUGGAGGUGAUUGAACCUGAAAGGUCUCUACCUCUUCGUACUAAGACUGCCAAUGAUCCCAGAUCAGGUGGUGGUGUACCAUCAAACUUAAGAUCAAGGCCCAUUCAAGCUCAAGUAUCUGGUGUAAGGACGAAUCUCAUAACAGUUCCAAUUCAAGAAUCUGCUCCGACUAUCCACGAAACCGCGCCCACUACUCAAAAUUAUUAUCAAUUUCCUCAAACUGCCACUUACACCCAAUCUUUACCUCCAAUGCAUAUCCCCCCUCCACAACAACCGCAGUAUUAUACUGCACCACCUUCCUACAGUCCGGCGCAAUCGUAUCCUACUUAUACUGGAACCGCUCCUACUGUUACACAGUAUGCGCCUCCUGUGCAGGCGCAAAAUAGGCAAACCCCUCAGUAUGAUUACAAUGCUGCUCAGCAGUGGGGCAAUAAUCAACAAUAUUAUAGAUAGUUUUAGAUUUAUCAUGUAUUUAUAAUCUAAUUAGUAAUAUAAAAAUAAAUUAUGUUUAUUAUUUAAUA